ACAAAGACCCACAUUGCCCUUCAAUAUUGUGAUUCUCUAUUCAUAUCCCUUCAUCUUUUCAUUAGCUUUUUCAUCUCUAGCUAUUCCAUCCCAAAAAAAAAAAAAAUUUCCCCUCUUCAUCAUUCAUCAUAUAACAAUGGAAGCCUUCUUAUAUCAACAACACCAUCCUUUCUACCUAGACCCUAUCGAGAUGUCUCUCCUCCCUCAUCACCAAAAUGGAGGAGAGCAUAGUAAUGCCUCAUCUUCUUGCUUCACUAGCCACAACUCAUCCGAAGCUAUGCAAGAAUCCUCGUCAACCUCUCUAGCGAAGAAGAGGAAGAAGUGUGAUGGUAGUUGCUUAACCUCUUGCCAACCCGAGGGUGCUAAGGUAAAUAAGAGUAAGAGAAAGAAGACUAACGGAGCAUUGAAGGGAGAAUUAGAGGAGGAGAAGAGCAAAGCUAAGGAUUCGAAGGCUUCAAACGCGACAAAUUGUGAGCCACCUUCGGGAUACAUUCAUGUGAGGGCUAGGAGAGGCCAGGCAACUGAUAGCCACAGCUUAGCUGAGAGGGUGAGAAGGGAGAGGAUAAGUGAGAGGAUGAAGAAAUUGCAAGGCCUCGUCCCCGGAUGUGAUAAGGUUAUGGGGAAGGCCCUUGUUUUGGAUGAGAUUAUCAACUAUGUUCAAUCCUUGCAAAACCAAGUUGAGUUUCUCUCAAUGAAGCUUGCUUCAGUCAGUCCCAUUUUGUAUGACGCCGGUGUGGGCUAUGAGGCCUUCAUGAGUCAACAAGAGGAAAUGGGGAGCACAUCACAACAAAUGUCCACAGCAUUUGAGAGAGCAGCAAACAGCCAACUGCAAGUGAUGAACCCUGCAGCUCCUUUUCCUCUUCAUGGGCAAGGGCCACCAAAUACCUUGAUCUCUCAGGACAGUGGGAGUUUUCUAAUGCAAGUGGAGCUCAACAACAUGUGCUCUUUCCAGUAGGGGAAAUAACUUGGGAGCCUCACAAUUAAACAUCUGGCUUGUGACCAAUAGAGAGAGUGCAUUGAUGAGCUAGGCCAAAUAAAAGCCAAAAAUUAAAUUGUGGGGAUCCCCUUGUACGUAGUUGUUGGACCAUUGAACCAGUGGAACUCUAUUUCAUUAUUAGGAAAAGAUUACUAAUUAGCUAGCUCAGUAGUAUGGUAAUUUUUCGUAGUGAACGGGAGAGGAGAGAGGAGGAGACAGUGCCUUGAGAUGUAGUACCGUGUAAAGAUGAGAAGAUCGCUGGCCAUGUUGAAAUGAAAUGUGCUCCCUUUUUCCCUUUCA
Molecule: messenger RNA, 1276 nt
Organism: Asparagus officinalis (garden asparagus)
Lineage: Eukaryota; Viridiplantae; Streptophyta; Magnoliopsida; Asparagales; Asparagaceae
Product: transcription factor bHLH137-like
Exons: 8
Coding region: 137-955 (272 amino acids)
Biological process (GO): regulation of DNA-templated transcription
Cellular component (GO): nucleus
Molecular function (GO): protein dimerization activity; DNA-binding transcription factor activity
Source: RefSeq, a predicted model, not a curated record